AGGGGCGUGGGAGAUGGAGGAGGGGCUGAAUGUGAAGGAGAAGGUGGUGGUGAGGGUGAGGGUGAUGGUGACGGAUGAAGGGGCGCGGGAGAUGGAGGAGGGGCUGAAUGUGAAGGAGAAGGUGAGGGUGAUGGUGACGGAUGAAGGGGCGUGGGAGAUGGAGGAGGGGCUGAAUGUGAAGGAGAAGGUGGUGGUGAGGGUGAUGGUGACGGAUGAAGGGGCGCGGGAGAUGGAGGAGGGGCUGAAUGUGAAGGAGAAGGUGGUGGUGAGGGUGAGGGUGAUGGUGACGGAUGAAGGGGCGCAGGAGAUGGAGGAGGGGCUGAAUGUGAAGGAGAAGGUGGUGGUGAGGGUGAGGGUGAUGGUGACGGAUGAAGGGGCGCGGGAGAUGGAGGAGGGGCUGAAUGUGAAGGAGAAGGUUAGGGUGAUGGUGACGGAUGAAGGGGCGUGGGAGAUGGAGGAGGGGCUGAAUGUGAAGGAGAAGGUGGUGGUGAGGGUGAGGGUGAUGGUGACGGAUGAAGGGGCGCGGGAGAUGGAGGAGGGGCUGAAUGUGAAGGAGAAGGUGAGGGUGAUGGUGACGGAUGAAGGGGCGUGGGAGAUGGAGGAGGGGCUGAAUGUGAAGGAGAAGGUGGUGCUGGUGGUGGUGAGAGUGAGAGUGAGUGGUAAGCAACGAUGGGUGAUUGUGGGAGUGAAGGAGGCUGAGAAACAAAAUUAGCAGAUAGGGGUGAAGAUGAGCGGUGGUGUGUGUGGCGGGAUGGUGUGUGGUGUGGAUGUGGAGAGGGUGGUGGUGAAGAAGUUUUGUGGGGUGAAGAGGGUGCAGAGCGGGAUGUAUGGGGUGAUGGAUCACACAUCUCUCACCAAGUGUUGCCACGUGACUGACUCGGACACAAUAGAAAAAGAGAUUACGCGCGAGACAUCGUUUUCUAUAAAUAAAAUUGCCUGUUGUGCUAUUGUUGUGUCCUUCAUUUAUCAUUCUUUUCG
Messenger RNA from Eriocheir sinensis (Chinese mitten crab), 978 nucleotides. RefSeq lists its product as uncharacterized. The transcript has 5 exons. The coding region runs from base 14 to 712 and encodes 232 amino acids. NCBI's taxonomy places the organism in Eukaryota, Metazoa, Arthropoda, Malacostraca, Decapoda, Varunidae. The record is from RefSeq and is a predicted model, not a curated record.